Macadamia integrifolia is the source of this 1827-nucleotide messenger RNA. RefSeq lists its product as uncharacterized. Lineage: Eukaryota; Viridiplantae; Streptophyta; Magnoliopsida; Proteales; Proteaceae. The coding region runs from base 26 to 1513 and encodes 495 amino acids. The transcript has 4 exons. The record is from RefSeq and is a predicted model, not a curated record.
CAAAGCUACUAGGACAGGAAAAUAGAUGGGAAGAAUGGGUUCUGGAUGGUCAGGGAAUGAGGCUCUUCAGUACAAUGAAGAGCCCAGUAUGCUGUUUUCGCAUGGUCAUGAUGAUGACCAUGAAAUUGCUGUGGAGGGGCCAGAACCAAAGAUCCCUGAUAACAGUGAUGUUGUCACAAAGGUUGUGAAGUUAGAAAGAGAGGAACUCAAGGCCCUUGAAGAGCCAUGGAAGCAGCUUGGUCAUGGCCGUCGUGUCUAUGAAAUUUGUGUGGAGGCAGCACCAGAACUGAAGUUAACCCAUGACUAUGUAAAUGUGACAAAAGUUGCAGAGACAGAAAAAGAAGUUCUUCAGCUUCUCGAUGAUCCAAGUGCAUUACUUGGUCAUCCUUGGGACUAUGAAGUAAUAGAGAGAGCCCCAGAACAGAAAGUUCCUCACAACUAUGAUGCCAUCAUCAGAGAUGCAGACUCCCUGGUUGAUGAGACCUCCCUGGAGAAGCUGUAUGACAUUCUCCACUCUGGAGUGUUUUUAAACCAAAAGAGAAAGAAAUACUGGGUUGAAGCAAAGUCAGGUUAUAAUUGCUUCAUGUUGUUCGCAAGAGCUCUUUCGAUCACUUGGAGCGACGAUAAGCGCUACUGGCACUGGCCUUAUCGGCAAGAAACAAAUGAUGUGCUUGUGGAUGUUGCUGAACUCUUGAAGGUCUGCAGGCUUGAAGUACAUGGAAAUUUUGACAUUACAAACUUCACACCUGGAGUGAUGUAUGAGAUUGCAUUUGUAGUGAUGUUAAGAGAGCCUAUAUGUGGGUGGGAAGCUCCUGUAAACCUACUAUUCACACUCCCUGAUGGGGAAAAGCAGGAACGCAAAGUCUGUCUUGUUUCCAAGCCAAGAGGACAAUGGUUCGAGAUUCUAGUGGGGAAAUUUCGCGCGUCACCGGAAAAGGCCGGUGACAUACAGUUCUCCCUCUUUGAAUUGGAAGGUGGGCAGUGGAAGAAAGGGCUUGUCAUCAAAGGUGUCAUAAUCAGGCCAAGAAACAACAUUGAAGAGAAAUUAAACAAGAAUUGCUUUAGAUUGAUUGCAAGGGAUCUUUCAAUCACUUGGGGUGAAAACAAUUGUCACUGGUGCUGGUCUUGUUUGAAAGAAACAAAUGAUGUUUAUGUCGAGGUAGCAGAACUUCUAAAGGUCUGUUGGCUUGAUGUGCUUGGAAAGUUUGAUACAUCAAACCUUCCAUCAGGAAUCAUGUAUGAGGUUGCUUUCAUAGUGAUGUUGAAAGAUAGUGCGACUGGAUGGGAAGUGCCAGUGCACCUUCGACUAGCACUUCCAGAUGGAAAAACACAGGAACAUGAAGAGUACCUGCUAUCGAAACCUAGAGGAGAAUGGAUGAAGCUUAAAGUAGGGGAAUUCCAGGCAUACCCAGGAAAAUCAAGAGACAUUCAAUUCUCACUCUUUGAAAUAGAAAAGGGGAACUGGAAGAGCGGGCUCAUAAUCAAAGGUGUCACAAUUAGGCCAAAGUACUGAAUCCAAAGCAACUUUCUAUUUCUAGAUAUAGAAAAAAAAAAGCCCCAAAGGGCAAUGAACAAUCAUAGUAAUGUCCUAAAAUAAGCUUAUAAGGAUACACUCAGAAUUCUGAGCACACCAUCACCACAAUCUUUUACCCAAAAUGUAGAUAUUCAAAUAAUCUUGAUAAUAAGUUCAGAUCUUGAUUCGGAUAUUAUAUUUCAGAGAGAGACCAAGCACCAUAGGUUGUUUCUCAUUUGUAACAGUGAAUAUGGACUCUGCUGAUUCCUUUUCAGUUAAUAAUGAAUAAAAAAAUGCUAGUCUAUUUCCUUGCA